Messenger RNA from Athalia rosae (coleseed sawfly), 1044 nucleotides. RefSeq lists its product as uncharacterized. NCBI's taxonomy places the organism in Eukaryota, Metazoa, Arthropoda, Insecta, Hymenoptera, Athaliidae. Bases 1 to 1044 code for a protein of 347 amino acids. Gene Ontology annotation, molecular function: catalytic activity. The record is from RefSeq and is a predicted model, not a curated record. The transcript is spliced from 2 exons.
AUGGUGGUGGCAUCAGCAUACCAGCCCUAUGACUCGAAGGAUCCACCACCUACAAAGGAACUCAAGGCGCUGGUAAGGUACUGUACAAGCAAAGGGCUUAAACUGCUGGUAGGGUGCGACGCGAAUUCGCACCACACGGUAUGGGGCAGCUCUGAUACGAACAGAAGGGGAGUAGCUCUUCCGGGGUACCUCACCCUGGAGCGGCGGAAAAUUCUCAACAGGGGAUCGAAGCCCACAUUCAUCAACUUCCUUAGGAGGGAGGUGAUUGACCUAACUCUGUGCAUCAGUAAGGUGGUACACAUGACCAAAAACGGGAAGGUAAGGAAAGAAGACAUUCUUUCUGACCAUAGACGAAUCUCCUUCUACCUAGACGGGGACGCGGCAUGGGAACCGACGGUAAUGUACAGGAACCCCAGGGCAACCGACUGGACCUCCUACAGGGAGGAGCUAGCAAAGGGACUCAGGGGCCCCUGCUGCAAACUAAAAACGAUAGGCAUGGUUGAGGGCGCAGUAGGUACCCUGCAGACCGUCAUUAACCAGGCUUUCGAAGCAGCGUGCCCAGCAAGGCAGCGGAAAUGCAGCAAAAAGGUGACCUGGGCCCUGAAGACAGGUACAGACUCGAAAUGCGAAGCUUACAAAGCUACUCAGAAGACGUACAAGAAAAAAAUUGAAAAGUCGAAGGAGGAGGGCUGGAGGGAUUUCUGCAGCAAGACCGAGAACCUGUCACUGGUAGCUAGGCUUCGCAAGGUAUUCACCUCCGGCCCGCUAAUCAAUCUGGACGGGCUAACUCUGCCAAAUGGCAGAACAGCCGAAAACCAGACAGAAAUCCUAACCCACAUGCUGGAAACCCACUUCCCCGGGUCGUUGCCGGCCGGCGGGGGACUGCCCAUAAGGGUGGGCCCAACCCGUGCCGGGCGCGGAAUGAUGGACUGGAAAACAGCUGCAGAGAUUGUGACACCAGACAGAACCAAAUGGGCGAUUGAUACCUUUGAUAAGUUCAAAAGCCCAGGAGCUGACGGGAUCUUUCCUGCAAUCUUGCAGUAG